CACGAUGGCUUUUAGUUUGGGUGUGUAAAAUGGGAGGGUGAAACACGAGAAUAGGCGACUCACCGUGCAGCAUGUCUGGUUAUCUGACUUUCACUUUCUACACCAGCGAGAGGUUGAAGGAGGAAGAUACCGCGACAGCGAGAGGACGGAAACAAACACAAAGCCCCUGGACUCACAGCUGAAACUAGAGACAACUUUAGCUAAAUCUCUGAGAAUUGGAUUAGAGCUAAAUAAUCCUCCACAGUUGUGUAGUGUCAUGUGUGGCUGAAGUGUUUCUUGGUGGGCGCAAGAAUAAAUUGAAAGGCUUUAAAAAAAUACAGAGACAAACUGCGCCACCGAGGAGAAUCAAAAUGAGCAUUCAGGGACAGGAACAGGUGGAGAAGAAAUACGACCCCCUAGAUACGACCCUGAAGUUUGUCAAAGGGAGGGACGACUUGGAUCCAGUGUCCUCAGACGACGGCAGUCUCAGAGCAGAGAUGUCCUGCGGCCACGCUGUCACUCCUGACUCUCUAACACUGUGGUGUCGCAGCCAACUGGAUGAGGGUCAUUUUAAAUUCAGAUGCCCUGCACUGGUGGAGGAUACCAAACAGUGCAAUAAACUGUGGUCGUACCGAGAGGUGCGCAGACUGGCUGAUUUGUCUGUAGAGGAAAUGCAUCACUUUGAAGAGACCAUUGCCCGCCUGGCUGCUGCAGAAUACUGUGAAUUUCAGCCAUGUCCACAGUGCAAAACAAGUAUGGAGAGGAAGGAUCUCUCCAACCUGUGUGUCCAGUGCACCAUAUGCACAGCUGAUCAGAAGAAGGCCUACCAGUUCUGCUGGCAGUGUCAGAAGGAAUGGAAAGGUCAAGGCCCUCGAUCUGACCGCUGCGACAAUGACGGCUGCUGCAACAGGGACCUGCAAAUUCUGCACACAUGUAAGACCAUCAGUUUGCCCGAGGUGAAGGGGGUCACCGACUGCCCCUCUGUCCGAGCCUGUCCUACAUGCGGCAUGAAGGUGGAGCAUAGUCAACAAUACUGCAAAAAUAUCAACUGCCCUCGCUGCCACGUGGAGUUUUGUUUUGUCUGCCUGAAACCAAAGCGUGAAUGUUCCACGACCAGUUCACCAUAUGAAAUCUGUCCUAGUGGUGUGGCUCCUAGACAGACCUCUAUACCUGUGUGGCAGAGAAAAUGAAAAAAAAAUACUUUUUUUAUUAAAGACUAAAGGUAUUCGUAUUAUAGUACCCUGUAAACUCUUAGCAAUUGUUGAUGUGUGACAAACACACAUGCUGUAACUCCAUCUGAGAUAUAACAUCUUUUUUACUUGUGGCCCUACUCUGCCUCCUUCUGGCUGGACUUUAAGUUACACAUGACAACGUCUGAUUACUGUGAAUGACUAUCACUCUGUACUAAGCUGCUUAUAAUGUUAGAUAAAUUCGAUGUCUACAAAAUUAAUCUUCUCGAAGAAAGUUGAUUUAGAUUUUGACUUCUGAAAAUGUCAUUCAAAAGAUACACACUUUUGUAUAAUGG
This is a messenger RNA of Micropterus dolomieu (smallmouth bass), 1504 nucleotides long. Its product is annotated as E3 ubiquitin-protein ligase RNF19B-like. Bases 351 to 1169 code for a protein of 272 amino acids. The record is from RefSeq and is a predicted model, not a curated record. Gene Ontology annotation, molecular function: zinc ion binding. NCBI's taxonomy places the organism in Eukaryota, Metazoa, Chordata, Actinopteri, Centrarchiformes, Centrarchidae. The transcript has 5 exons.